Manacus vitellinus (golden-collared manakin) is the source of this 3775-nucleotide messenger RNA. RefSeq names its product eEF1A lysine and N-terminal methyltransferase (gene METTL13). The transcript is spliced from 8 exons. Gene Ontology annotation, molecular function: S-adenosylmethionine-dependent methyltransferase activity. Bases 225 to 2090 code for a protein of 621 amino acids. NCBI's taxonomy places the organism in Eukaryota, Metazoa, Chordata, Aves, Passeriformes, Pipridae. The record is from RefSeq and is a predicted model, not a curated record.
GAGCGGGCCGACCCGCACCCGCUCGGCCAUGGAGCUGCUGCCCCGCAAGCCCCGCCGAGUUCGGCUCCGCACGGUACUGGGACCGCUUCUUCCGGCAGCGCGGGCAGCGCGCCUUCGAGUGGUACGGGGCCUUCCCGGAGCUCUGCCCCGUCCUGCACAAGUAUGUGCGGCCCCGCGACAAGGUUCUCGUGGUGGGCUGUGGGAACUCGGAGCUGAGCGAGCAGAUGUACGACGUGGGAAUGUGCGAGGACAUCGUGAACAUCGACAUCAGCGACGCCGUGAUCCGCCAGAUGCAGGAGCGGAGCGGGAGCAGGAGGCCAAAGAUGAGCUACCUGCUCAUGGACAUGCUUCAGAUGGACUUCCCUGACGCCCACUUCCAGGUGGUCCUGGACAAAGGCACGCUGGAUGCCCUCCUUACUGAUGAAGAGGAGGCCACUCUGGCCAAGGUGGACCAGAUGUUUGCCGAGAUCAGCCGGGUGCUGCAGGUGGGAGGGCGCUACCUCUGCGUGUCCUUGGCUCAAGCCCAUGUGCUGAAGAAAGCAGUGGAAUACUUCUCCCGGGAAGGCUGGGUCGUGCGCGUCCAUCAGGUGGCCGGCAGCGGGGACAACCAGCAGUUUGUCCUACCAGUCUUUGUCUACGUCAUGACAAAAUUCAGGAAGAUCCCUGGCUCGGCACCACAGAUCCUGGAGAUCUGCCCCGAGGAGCAGGACAAGCCGAUGCGGGUGGAGAGCGUGGAGCGGCUGGUGGCAGCAGUGAAGGACAGGCAGCAUUACGCCCUGCUCUGCAGCCAGCUGAGCAAAACCCCCUGCAGGGAACAGGUUUCCUUGGAUCUGUGUGACAAGGAGAGCGGGAAGCCUCGCUACACACUGCAUGUGGUUGACAGCCCCUUGGUGAAACCUUCCCGGGAAAAUCGCUUUGCCAUCUUCAUCAUUCCACAGGGCAGAGAAACCGAGUGGCUCUUUGGCACGGAGGAGGGACGGAGGCAGCUGGCCACCAGUGCGGGCUUUGGGCGCCUGGUCACCGUGGCCCUUCACAGGGAGCAGCACUACGAGGGCAUGGCUGGCAUCCAGGCAGAGCUGUCAGGGAAGGUGAUGGAGCUGGCCCCGCCAGGCCUCCCUGCCCGGCAGCAGGUGCCCUUCCUGUCCGUGGGAGGGGACAUUGGGGUGCGGGCGGUGCGGCACCAGGACACCAGCCCCCUGAGCGGGGAGUACGUGGUGGAGGACGUGAAGGGAGACGGCACCUGCUACUUCCGCCGCCUCAUCUUCCUCCGCAACAGGAACGUGGUGCAGUCCGAGGCCCGGCUCCUGGCUCCCACACCUCUCCCAGGCCAGAAGAAACGGAGAAAAGACAAGAAGAAACCCAGCCCUGCUGAGCCACCUGCAGCCAUCGACAAGAGCUACCUGUGCUGUGAGCACCACAAGGCCAUGGUCGCAGGGCUCUGCCUGCUGGGGGGCCCUGACCCCCUCCCAGGAGCCUCGCUGGCAGUGCUGGUGGUGGGGCUUGGCGGUGGCAGCCUGCCCCUCUUCAUCCAUGACUACUUCUCACAGGCCCAUGUGGCCGUGGUGGAGAUUGACCCCUCCAUGCUGGAGGUGGCGACGCGCUGGUUCGGCUUCUCCCAGGGUGACCGGAUGCAAGUGCACCUCUCCGAUGGCCUGGACUACGUGGCCAAGCUGGCAGCUGAAGCCCCAGCCCAGUAUGAUGCCAUCAUGUUCGACGUGGACAGCAAAGACCUCACGAUGGGGAUGAGCUGCCCACCCCCAGCCUUUGUGGAAAAGCCCUUCCUGCAGAAAGUUAAAACCAUCCUCAAGCCAGAAGGAAUCUUUGUGCUCAACCUGGUGUGCCGUGAUGCCCGGCUGAAGGAGUCUGUCCUGGCCACCCUCAGGGAUGUCUUCCCGCUGCUCUACACGCGUCGCAUCGAAGGGGAGGUCAACGAGAUCCUGUUCUGCCAGCCCAGCCCCGAGGGCCGGCGGGACCCUGCGGAGCUGGGGGCGCGUGCCCGGGCACUGGAGGGGGCCCUGCGGGAGCCAGGGUGCCCCUGGGACAGCUCAUACGUGCUGGCAGACAUGCUGCAGGCUGUCAGGAUCCUCUGAGAGGGGCUCCUCAGGACGGGCUGAGACGCUGCUCAAGAGAGUGCUCCUCAUGUGGGUGCCUUGGCCCCACAGCAGAGGGGUGCCCGUGGCUGGGACUGCCACCCCUGGGGGGCAUGUGCUGGCCUGGGUCUGCCUGAGGGAUGAACUGGCAUGGGAAGGUGCUUCCUGCAGCGUGGCUCCCCAGGAAGGGGUCCGGGACUGAGGAGGGCUGUGCAGCCCAAGGGACAGCGUUGAGCUGGUGAGGGGAGGAAGGUGCUGUGGGACUGGCAGGACUGUGGGUUUGGGUCUGUCCCCAUUGUUUCCCCACUGUGGGAAAAACAUCCCUCCAACCACCUCUUUCCCCUCCAGCACAGUGCCUUCCCUCUGAUGCUGCCUCUCUCUGCCUCUCCAGCAUCCCUGGUGUCUCUGCAGAGCCCUGGUGCUGCCCCAAGCCUGGUUGUGGAUAUGUGUGGGUGGGCUGUGAGAAUAAAGUGCUCAGGGCUGCUCUGAGGCCUGCAGUGCUUUGCGAGGGCUAAUUUCUGAAGCACCCACACCCUGGAAAAGCUACAGUCACCUCUGCAACUCAAGGACAUGUCCUGGGGACAGGCAGCUGCCCCUUUAGCUCCGCUGCCCUCUCCAAACUGGACCCCACUGUGUUUCCACUCUUCUGACCCUAUGUCAACCAUGCUGACAGUGAGCAUGUCCCUCUGACAGGCCCCUCUGUGCCUGUAUUUUAAUUUUAAUUUUCCAGCAGGUUCUACUUUGGGAACCACUCUUCAGAUCCCUUCUCCCAUGUCACCUGCUUUACUCCCCUUCACACAGAGGGACAAAUCUCUGCCCUACUUUCUCCCUGGGCUAGCCUGCUUCUAUGCAGAGGGAGCAGAUGCUUUUUUUAAUUAGUGCUUUUGAUGGUUCCCAGGCAUGGGAGAGCAGGGCUGGCCUGCUCCCUGCCUCAGAUAAAGGCUGCCACUGUGGGUAAGUGCCCUCUGUUUCUCGGCACCCUGUCACUCCUGUAGUGUGUUUUCCUCCUCCUGUAGUGUGUUUGAGGCAGCACAUGGCAAUGGGAGGGACAAGGCUGGAGCUCGAGCUGGGUGGAAGUCUGCCUGCCCCCACACAGUUAAAUUUCUAAAGCUUCUCUGUGAUGAGCACUGUUUUGAAAGAUAUCUAUUAUCCACCCAGCUUAGCAAUGGCAAAUUUCUCAACUGGAUCAGCAGUGCUGCAUUUAGGCUAUUUUUAACUUAGUAUGCAAUUCUCAACAUAAUUCCAACGACAUAGGUUUGUGUGUAUGCCCUUUAUUUUACCAAAACCAUCUCCUUUCUUCCCCAGGAGCUCAUACAAAGGCUGCCUUCAUCCCUCCCUUGUCCAGUCCUGCCUUUCUGUUGUGCUUCCCAAAUGCUGUGUAACGCCACAUCCUGGUGGGAAAACAAAAGCCAUCUAUUAGAAACAAUGUUAGGAUGAAAUCUCAGUUCGUUGCAGCUGUCCUUGCAGCUACAAGUUUGGUCUGGAAAUAAAUUUCAGCUGGAAAACUGGCAAAUUCAUGAACGCUGCAAAUACACAAAAUCUUCCUCUGCAGGUAAAAUGCUCCAAGGCUGGAAAAUUGACACGUAGUAAAUAUUUCUCUGCUGGCAGCCAAAACGUGCAGCUAAUGUAUAUGUUUGGCAACUGUGUGUUCUGUUGAGUGUUUUGGCAAUAUACUCAUGUUUACA